AGUUACUCGAAUGCAGCCGAACUAAUCGGAGGUGAAAAAAGAAUUGAAACUUCAAGAUGUCUCCCACGCAGGGCGAUCGGUGAAAAAAGUGAAAACGCGGAAAAGGAUCGCAAAAUUAGCGAGCCGCAGCUUGGAAAAGUGGUAGUGUAGUGGGGAAUAUGCGUGGAGCAGCCCCAAAGCAGUCGCAGUGCAAAGAUCAGUGCAUUUAGUGCAAGUGAAAAAUGAAGAAAUGUCAAGUCAACCGUUAAACGGUACCGCAAAGUUACGGUUUCGUCAUCUCUCUCCUUUCCACGGAGUCGUUUGGCUACACUGGGAAAAAAUUGUGUCGCUGUGAUAUAUAAAAAAAUAUAAAAAUAUGGAAAAUGUGCAGGAAAUGUCGAGAUCAGAUCAGAUCGUUUCGUUUCCAUAAAUUAAUUGCAUACUGCAAUGUCCUGUUCGAGAAUGGAAGUUAUUUGGAUGUUGCCAGUUGAAAUUGACAUCUCUCCAUUUCCCCUCCCUCACCAACCCAUCGACACCUUCCAAAAUCACCGAGCGAACUCUCCCGGUUGCCGUCGGGAAUCAGUUACUCGAAUGCAGCCAAACUAAGCGGAGGUGAAAAAAAAAGAACUGAAAAAGCAAGAUGUCUUCCACGCAAGGCGAUCGGUGAAAAAAGUGAAAACGCGGAAAAGGAUCGGAAAAUUAGCUAGCCGCAGCUUGGAAAAGUGUAAGUGUAGUGGGAAAUAUGCGUGGAGCAGCCCCAAAGCAGUCGCAGUGCAAAGAUCAGUGCAUUUAGUGCAAGUGAAAAAUUAAGGAAUGUCAAGUCAACCGUUAAACGGUACCGCAAAGUUACGGUUUCGUCAUCUCUCUCCUUUCCAAGGAGUAGUUUGGCUACACUGGGAAAAAAUUGUGUCGCUGUGAUAUAUAUAAAAUAAAUAAAAAAAAUAUAAAAAUAUGGAAAAUGUGCAGGAAAUGUCGAGAUCAGAUCAGAUCGAUUCGUUUCCAUAAAUUAAUUGCAUACUGCAAUGAUCGCGUUGGCAGUCCUGUUCGAGAAUGGAAGUUAUUUGGAUGUUGCCAGUUGAAAUUGACAUCUCUCCAUUUCCCCUCCCUCGCCCACACAUCGGGAACAUUGCCUCUUUCCAAAAUCACCGAGCGAACUCUCCCGGUUGCCGUCGGGAAUCAGUUACUCAAAUGCAGCCGAACUAAGCGGAGGUGAAAAAAAAGAACUGAAAAAGCAAGAUGUCUUCCACGCAAGGCGAUCGGUGAAAAAAGUGAAAACGCCGAAAAGCAACGGAAAAUCAGUGAGGCCCAGCUGGGAAAAGUGUAAGUGUUGUGGGGGAAAGGCGUGGAGUAGCCCCAAAGCAGUCGCAGUGCAAAGAUCAGUGCAUUUAGUGCAAGUGAAAAAUGAAGGAAUGUCAAGUCAACCGUUAAACGGUACCGCAAAGUUACGGUUUCGGCAUCUCUCUCCUUUCCCCGGAGUCGUUUGGAUACACUGGGAAAAAAUGUGUCGCUGUGAUAUAUAUAAAAUAAUUUAAAAAAUAUGAAAGAUAUGGAAGAUGUGCAGGAAAUGCGAAGAUCUUGGAUACUGGAUUUAAUUGGAUACUGCAAUGAUCGCGUUGGCAGUCCUGUUCGAGAAUGGAAGUUAUUUGGAUGUUGCCAGUUGAAAUUGGCAUCUCUCCAUUUCCCCUCCCUCACCCACCCAUCGCCGCCUUCCAAAAUCACCGAGCGAACUCUCCCGGUUGCCGUCGGGAAUCAGUUACUCGAAUGCAGCCGAACUAAGCGGAGGUGAAAAAAGAACUGAAAAAGCAAGAUGUCUCCCACACAGGGCGAUCGGUGAAAAAAAGUGAAAACGCCGAAAAGCAGCGGAAAAUCAGUGAGCUCCUCCUGCGGAAAGUGUAAGGGUUGUGGGGGAAAGCCGUGGAGCAGCCCCAAAGCAGUCACAGUGCAAAGAUCAGUGCAUUUAGUGCAAGUGAAAAAAUAAGGAAUGUAAAGUCAACCGUUAAACGGUACCGCAAAGUUACGGUUUCGACAUCUCUCUCCUUUUCCCGGAGUCGUUUGGAUACACUGGGAAAAAAUGUGUCGCUGUGAUAUAUAUAAAAUAAAUAAAAAAUAAAAAAAAAAGGAAGAUGUGCAGAAAAUGCCGAGAGCAGAUCAGAUCGAUUCGUUUCCAUAAAUUAAUUGCAAACUGGAAUGUCCUGUUCGAGGAUGAAGGCUUUUUGGAUGUUGCCAGGUGAAAUUGUCGACAUCUCUCCAUUUCCCCUCCCUCGCCCACACAUCGGGAACAUUGCCUCUUUCCGAAAUCACCGAGCGAACUCUCCCGGUUGCCGUCGGGAAUCAGUUACUCGAAUGCAGCCGAACUAAGCGGAGGUGAAAAAAAGAACUGAAAAAGCAAGAUGUCUUCCACGCAAGGCGAUCGGUGAAAAAAAUGAAAACGCCGAAAAGCAGCGGAAAAUCAGUGAGGCCCAGCUGGGAAAAGUAUCGCGUUGGCAGUCCUGUUCGAGAAUGGAAGUUAUUUGGAUGUUGCCAGUUGAAAUUGGCAUCUCUCCAUUUCCCCUCCCUCACCCACCCAUCGCCGCCUUCCAAAAUCACCGAGCGAACUCUCCCGGUUGCCGUCGGGAAUCAGUUACUCGAAUGCAGCCGAACUAAGCGGAGGUGAAAAAAGAACUGAAAAAGCAAGAUGUCUCCCACGCAGGGCGAUCGGUGAAAAAAAGUGAAAACGCCGAAAAGCAGCGGAAAAUCAGUGAGGUCCUCCUGCGAAAAGUGUUAGUGUAGUGGGGAAUAUGCGUGGAGCAGCCCCAAAGCAGUCACAGUGCAAAGAUCAGUGCAUUUUAUGCAAGUGAAAAAAGAAGGAAUGUAAAGUCAACCGUUAAACGGUACCGCAAAGUUACGGUUCCAUCAUCUCUCUCCCUCCUUUCACCGAGUCGUUUGGGUGCACUCAGAAAAAAAAGUGUAGCUGUGAUAAAUACAAAAUAAAAAUUGAAAGAAAUGGAAGAAGCGGGGGAAAUGCCUUGAUCAGAUCACGUCGAUUCGUUCCUAAAAUUUAAUUGCGUACUGCAAUGAUCGCGUUGGCAGUCCUGUUUGAAAAACAAGCAAGUGAAAAGUCUAAAAGUGUGCCCUUCAAUAAAUUAACUGACUAUUAUGACAUACUCAUUUUUUGAGUGUAUUGGGUUUUGCCAACCAACGUUGAAGCACCGUUAUGAUUGCUGCAGCAUGAAUGUUAGCGGUUAUCGUUUUACUUUGAGUUUGUUUUCUUCACUUUUUUGGCGGCAAUUAUAUGAUCGCUCUUUCGGGGACCGUUACAAUGCAGAAAGGUCACUGCUGCCUGCUGUUCAUUGUACUCACCUCUCGUUCGCACUCUUAGGAUGGCUCUUGCUUGCCGUUUCGCUUGCACUCACUGCUCAGUUGCUGGUCGGGCGCUGCUGCUGCAACUGUUACAACAACAACCACUACUGCAGCAACUGCAACUGCCACGACAACAACAGCAACAACAACAACACGAAAAAGAGUUCGAUGGUGCCAAGAGGCCAGCGACGGGCACAGAAAUCCGUCGGAAGGCCAUCUGGCUGCUGCUCAAAGAUCCGGACACGCGAUCCGGAUCCGAACUUGUGGGACACUUGAUAACCUUUAACCCAUUACGUCGCAAGGGAAGUAAAUAAAGGAUAAUCUAUAAUAUUUAGUUAGAACCCAAAGUGGAGAUGCCUUCGAUCUGAGGCCCAUCCAAGAUCGCUGAAGCAAUGAUCUGGACUUGGGCUUCGUCUCCAGAUCCGUAUCCAUAUACGUGUCCUUCUCCAUAUCCAAAUCCAAAUCCGCAUCCUUCUCCGUGUCCUGUCGUCGCCAGGAGCAACAGCAGCAACAGCAGCAGCCAACAACAGGUACAACGUCCGUAUCUUUGAUGCCUGGCAAUUGAAGCUAGAGGAAUAGCAGCUGUAUUAAAAAAAAAAAAAAAACAACAGGACCAGGAUCUGGAGCAGAAGGAACUGGACUGAGGAAACGAAGUGGCGGCGACUCGGCUUUGCGCGAUGCAAGCAAACAGCAGCCGAUCCAAUCUAAGCGCACAAUCCUCGGGCACGCCAUCGGCCUCAACGAUCUCCUCGUCCCAGGGCAAGCAACAAGUUGUCGAACUAUCGGGCUAUGUCAUCAUACUCGUCGAGAAUGUGGAGGGUAAAAUUAAACUAUACGGCUCACCGCCCGAUCGCGAUAAUCUGGAAGUGGGCGAUGAGAUACUCGAGGUCAAUGGCCUGACCCUGGAGAACAUAUCCCGCACGGAGGUCAUUCGACACAUACACGACUGCAUUAAAUCCUGUACCAUUUGUCUCCGCGUGCGAAAAAAGAAUGAUUCUCGACUGGCCUGGGACAUUGGCAAUUCGGUGCAGGACGCCUUCGUUAUUGCCGUUGAGGAGCACGCCCGCGAGCGUUUGCAGCGUUUGGCAGCCUUGAAUCGUGUCACACCCGUCGAUAUCACCCAACUGUCCAAGAAGCUGCAACAGACGAAAAGCGGAACGGUGACCAGUCAGCGUCAGGAUUUAAGCUUCCUAAAUGAAUCGACACCCAUUUAUGUGACAUCCUUCACCAGCAAUCAGAUCACCUGCAGCAGCUCCACAAUGACAACGGCCACCGCCGGCGGUCCGAUAAGUGCUCCAUCGCUUGCGCCAACCACGGCCACCACCACAGUGCCAACGGCCAGCUCCACCUCUGCAACGCCAGCACCCAGCCAGGUGGUCACCCAGGUGGUGGUGGAGCAGGGUGCAUCGGCGCUGGUCAGUGCCGCUGUUGCGGCAGCCACGGCCGCGGAUCGUAAUGCGAAUAGCACAACAUCGGCGGCAAUGAAGCAGGCCUCGGCGGCCUCUGUUGCCAGUAGCAGCAAUGCCGUUAGUACCGCCAUCAGUACCGGCACCAGUACGAGUACAAGUACCAGCAGUGCCACAGGUCACAUCUACCAGACUAGCCAGGCGCAGCAACAGCAGUUGCAGCAACUCCAACAGCAGCUUGCAGCAGCAGCAGCGGCGGGCAAACCCUUGCAGGCUAAAUCACUUCUAGCCAGCAGCUUGCAACAUCUGGCCGAGGAGGUGGACAACGAGGAUCUGGACGAUGAUGAUGAUGUGGAUGGGGCCAAUUAUUGCGGCAUCACAUACAUUAGCUACAACAAUAAGCAUGCCCAAUUGCCGACAACAACGCAUCCGGCGACCACGGCAUUGCCCACGGCAGCAGCAACAUUGGCCACCACAGCGGCAAUACAUCAGCAUCGGCACAGUGGUCAUUCCAUCCAAUCGCUGAAUCGACCGGCUCCAUUACAGCUAGGUGCUGCAGUGAAUCCUUGUUUUGUGGAUGCCCAGACGUCCACAUCGCCACUGCUGGCCACCACCGGGGAUAUGGGUGCAGCUCCUCCUUCACAACCGCCGGGAACGGAACAGCAGCAGCGGGAACAAAGAGGUCAUGUCCAUGGAACCACUACACCCAAGACGGAAUAUUCCACCGCCAUUUCCAGUGGACAACUGCAGCAGGCUUUUGCCGAAUUGCAGCUUCAUUCGAGCAACAAUAAUGCUGCACAGCAGCUGCAACAGCAGCAGCAGCAGCAACAUCUACUCCUAAGCAACAACAAUAAUAGCAAUAAUUCCAUGGCAGCAGCACAAACAGCUACGCUAAUGAAGAAUUGUGAUCUGCUGAUAUCGAACAAUCUGUAUCCACCGAGAAGAGAGUUACUAGACGACGUCAUAGUCCACCAGGCCAGUGAUGUGCAUGCGUAUAAUACAAGUGCCACAGCAACAUCAGCAACUUCAAGUGGCAACAACAGAUCGCAACAGCAGCAGCAGCAGCAACAAUUGCUGAGUGCCGCCUACGAGUUGCAGCAACAGCAGCAACAGUUGCAACUGCAACAGCAGCAAAACAGUCCCACAAGUAGCAUAUCAAUAGGAAGAACUGAACUUUUAUUGGGCGAUCAGAGUUUGCGACUGGAUUCCAAAGGGAAUCGCCGGCGUUCCGGUUCAAGCAUCGUUGUGUUGGAUGGUGACGAUCUAAAGCCAUGUCUGCCGGAUGACUACAUAAGCGGCCAGCACCAUCAUCAGGUCCACCAGCAGCAGCAGCAGCAACAAUCGCUGCCGCAAUCGUUGCAAUAUCCUCCCUACCAGCAUCAGCACUAUCGCACGCAUUCGGGCGACAUCAGGGAGAUUGACCAGGAAAUGCUGACCAUGCUGUCCGUGAACCAAGAUAACGGUCCUCACCGCGAAAUGGCCGUCGAUUGUCCGGACACGUUCAUUGCACGCAACAAGACGCCACCCAGAUAUCCGCCACCCCGUCCACCGCAGAAGCACACGAAAAGCACAACCAAGAACACCACCACCAACACGCACAACAACACCAACACCAAUAUUACCACUACCAUCCAAAAACAUUAUCCAUCAAGUAUGACUAACAAUGAUCAUGCUAACAAAUUGUUAAUUGUUGCAUAUCAUUCUUCACAUCAACAUGAACAACUACAACUACAACAACAACAACAACACUCACCAUCAAAUUCAACAACAAUAUCAACAACACCAUUUUCACUCGAUGUGGCCACACAAAACAUGUACAAUCAAAAACAACAAAAUAAAUUGGAACAAAUUGAAAACUACGAAAACUGCCUGGAAUCGGAACAACAACAACUUCAAUUGUGCGAACAGAAGCAACAGCAAUUACAAUUAGUGACUGCAACAGCAACCACAACAACUGCAGCAUCGGCAAUAGCAACACAAAUCGCACAGCAGCAAACACCUAGCAACAAAUUGCAAGCAACCCUGAGCAGCGAUCCCAAUGGCAACAGCAACAGCAACAGCCUUAUGAUCAACAACAGCAGCAACAGUAGCAGCCUCACGGAGGAUUUUCUGGAAGGAUUAUAUCAGCGCAAGGACACAGCCUCGCCCUCAUCGAGCGCCUUCGAUGAGGUGAUGAGCAAACACACACUGGACUCCUUUGGCAGCAUCGCCUAUCGUCACCUGCAGCAACAGCAUCAGGCCACGAGCAACGGCAACAGCAGCAGCAGCAACAGCAACAGCAACAGCAAUAGCAACAGCAACACAAAUGGAAAUACCAGCAGCAGUGGCAGCAGCAACACCAACUCCAACUCCAACUCGAGCAGCAGCAACAGGAAUCUGAGCAAUCCUGGCCAGACUCUGGUGACCACCAGCAACAGCAACUCGCUAAACAGCAGCAACAGCUCCAUGCAUACGAGCAAUAGCAGCAACAUGGAUAUGGUUAGUGUUACCAGCAGUUCCACAGUGCCAGAUGACCUCAGUUUGGCACCACCUGGCUAUGAGGUGAGCCAACAGCAACAGCAGCAGCACCACCAGCAGCAACAGCACCAACAAAAGCCAGAUAAAGCUGGUGCUCCUGUGGCAGUGUUGCUGCCACCACUGGCCAAGCAUCGCGAACUGCCUGUGGAUGUGCCGGACAGCUUCAUUGAAAUGGUGAAGGUACCGCCGCGAUAUCCACCACCAGCUCAUCUCUCCUCGCGUGGAUCGCUGCUCUCCAAUGGCAGUGCCUCCACUGCCCAUACCACGCUCUCCUCGCUGGGCGUGUCCGUGUCGCCUGUUGCUGCAGCAACAUCUGCAGGAGCAACAUUGGCAAGUUGCACUUCCCAUGUUGCUGGCAGUAGCGACUCGAAGAGGGUGGCCGAUGAGCUCAAUGGGAAUGCAAAACCUGUGCCACCGCCCAGGGAUCACCUGCGGGUGGAGAAGGAUGGGCGCCUGGUCAACUGCUCACCUGCCCCCCAAUUACCGGAUCGUCGGGCUCCAGGUAAUGCCAGCAGCGGUAGCAACUCUGGUCCACCGUAUCUCCAUCCGCAUCCGCUUCAGCAUCCACUUCAGCAUCAGCAACAGAUCGCUCAGAUUGUGGAGCCAACGUUGGAGCAAUUGGAUAGCAUCAAGAAGUAUCAGGAGCAACUACGCCGUCGACGUGAGGAGGAGGAGCGCAUCGCUCAGCAAAAUGAGUUCCUGCGGAACAGCCUGCGCGGCUCAAGGAAGCUCAAGGCACUGCAGGACACGGCCAACCUGGGCAAGGUGGUGGCCCAGCAGCAGCAGCAGCAGGUGACACAGGCCACACAGGUGGGCGUUGAGAAUGAGGCUUACCUGCCCGAUGAUGACCAGCCGCAGGUGGAGCAAAUUGAUGGUUAUGGCGAACUGAUAGCGGCCCUGACCCGCCUCCAGAGCCAGCUGAGCAAGAGUGGCUUAAAUGCUUUGGCUAGUCGCGUUUCCACGGCUCACAGUGUCCUGGCCAGUGCCAGUGUGGCCCAUGUCCUGGCCGCCCGUAGUGCCGUGCUCCAGCGCCGUCGUUCCCGCGUCUCUGGACCUUUGCAUCACAGCUCCCUGGGACUGCAAAAGGAUAUUGUGGAACUCUUGACGCAAUCGAAUACAGCGGCGGCCAUUGAGCUUGGCAAUCUACUGACUAGCCACGAAAUGGAGGGUCUACUGUUGGCCCACGAUCGGAUAGCUAAUCACACCGAUGGCACGCCAUCACCGACACCAACGCCUACACCGGCAACGGCGGCAGCGGCGACGACAGCGACAGCUUCAGUGGUUGGAGCCACUCUUAGCGGUCACAGCAGUCCAGUGGCCGGACCAAAGCGUAACCUAGGCAUGGUAGUGGCACCACCGGUGGUGCCAUCACCCCUGGCGCAACGUGGAGCAAUGCCAUUGCCGCGUGGCGAAUCACCACCACCGGUGCCCAUGCAGAUGCCCAUGUCCCUACCGAUGAGCGCCUGCUUUGGCACUCUGAACGAUCAGAAUGAUAACAUCCGGAUCAUACAGAUUGAGAAGUCAACGGAGCCACUGGGAGCCACCGUACGCAACGAGGGUGAAGCGGUGGUUAUUGGACGCAUUGUGCGUGGCGGAGCGGCUGAGAAGUCCGGCCUCCUGCACGAGGGCGAUGAGAUUCUCGAAGUUAAUGGCCAGGAGUUGCGUGGCAAGACGGUGAACGAGGUGUGCGCCCUGCUGGGAGCCAUGCAGGGCACUCUAACCUUCCUGAUUGUACCAGCGGGAUGUCCACCUGGAGGUGUUGGCAUGCUGGGCGGCGGUGGAGUUGUCGGUGGCAUUGGUAACACCACGUUAGCCGGCUUGGGCGGAGCGCAUCGUGACACUGCUGUUCUACAUGUCCGAGCGCACUUUGAUUACGAUCCGGAGGAUGAUCUGUAUAUACCAUGCCGUGAGCUGGGCAUUAGCUUCCAGAAGGGUGAUGUCUUGCAUGUGAUCAGUCGCGAGGAUCCCAACUGGUGGCAGGCGUAUCGGGAGGGCGAGGAGGAUCAAACACUGGCCGGCCUUAUUCCUAGUCAAUCGUUUCAGCAUCAGCGUGAGACCAUGAAGCUGGCCAUUGCCGAGGAGGCGGGAUUGGCAAGGUCCCGUGGCAAGGAUGGAUCUGGUAGCAAGGGUGCCACCCUGCUCUGUGCGCGCAAGGGACGCAAGAAGAAGAAGAAGGCCAGCUCCGAGGCGGGUUAUCCUUUGUACGCCACCACGGCACCGGAUGAAACGGAUCCGGAGGAGAUACUCACCUAUGAGGAGGUGGCCCUGUAUUAUCCCCGCGCCACCCACAAGCGUCCCAUUGUCCUUAUUGGUCCGCCCAAUAUUGGCAGGCAUGAGCUGCGCCAACGCCUGAUGGCCGAUUCGGAGCGAUUCUCUGCCGCCGUGCCACAUACAUCACGAGCCCGCAGAGAGGGUGAGGUGCCUGGCGUGGAUUACCAUUUCAUCACACGCCAGGCCUUUGAGGCGGACAUACUGGCGCGUCGUUUUGUGGAGCACGGCGAGUACGAGAAGGCCUACUAUGGCACAUCACUGGAGGCCAUACGCACGGUGGUGGCCAGCGGCAAGAUCUGUGUGCUAAACCUGCAUCCGCAGAGCCUGAAGCUGCUACGUGCCUCCGACCUCAAGCCGUACGUGGUGCUGGUGGCACCACCCAGCCUGGACAAGCUGCGCCAGAAGAAGCUUCGCAACGGCGAGCCCGUUAAGGAGGAAGAGCUCAAAGACAUCAUUGCCACGGCCAGGGAUAUGGAGGCCCGUUGGGGUCAUCUCUUUGAUAUGAUCAUCAUUAACAAUGAUACAGAGCGUGCCUACCAUCAGCUUCUGGCCGAGAUCAAUUCAUUGGAGCGGGAGCCACAAUGGGUGCCCGCCCAAUGGGUGCACAACAAUCGCGACGAGUCAUAAUGAUGGAGUGCCCGGCCCGGUUACCAUGGCGGGCAAUGCACCUGCACCCAAGCCCACACCCAGCCCCAACUCUUUGUAAAUACAAUUUUCAAUUGAGCCAUGAAGCGGAGAGAUCGAGAGAGAAGUAUUGACGCCCGUCUCCCGUCCAGUCCAGUCCUUGCGACUCCCCCACCACCAUUCCCACGCUCCAAUAUAAUAUAAUAUAAUAUAUAUAUAUAUUUAUGCUAUUCGUUGCAUUGUGCAUUUUAGUCUUAGAGCCGAAGGAGCGUUUUUAAUCACUGUUUGUUGUCCCCGCGAAUUGUUUAUUUUUUUUUCGAAAUGGCAUCAAGCUCCUAAAGUAUGUUCACAAAACUCCAUUUGUUCGAUGAACUCCAAUAAUAAUAUUAGAAUAUUAUUGUUUACCUGCCUACCAGCUAACUUUGCAAAAUGUAUAUUGUAAACAUUUUCGAUCUAUAUUAUUUGU
Messenger RNA from Drosophila serrata, 10602 nucleotides. RefSeq names its product MAGUK p55 family member stardust. Lineage: Eukaryota; Metazoa; Arthropoda; Insecta; Diptera; Drosophilidae. The record is from RefSeq and is a predicted model, not a curated record.